CGCAGGGUGGCUUGGAAACGCUUGCCGCAAACCUCAGACGUAGUGUCGUAAAGGCGAUCUAUGCGUUGGGAGAAGUGAAGCCUCCCACUGACUUAACCAGGCCGGAAAAUGAGCUGAUAUAGUGAAAAACAAGCUCCAAAAUGGCAGCAUACAACGCCGAAGUCGAUGCAGGGCAUUGUGUUGUGGUGGAGGUGAGCCCAGACAUCCACAUCUGUGGUUUCUGUAAACAGCAGUACAAUAACUUUGAGGUUUUUCUCGCCCAUAAACAAAACGGGUGUUCCCUUCCCACCUGUGACACACCGGGCACCCCCGUGACAACCUCCCUCACAGAUUCCAGCUCUGAGCUGGUUUUUGAGGAGACCUACCAGACCUGUGUGAUGAGAGGCAUCAAAAAGAGUCUGACCAAAGCACAGAAAACACCCUCCAAGAAGCUCAAACCUGCUCCGACGUCAAAGAAACACUCCUGCUGUUUUUCAGGUUGCACUUUUAAAACCCAGUAUGGCCAAAAAGACAUGGAGCGGCAUCUGAAAACACACACCGGUGAAAAGCCGUUUGAAUGUGAGCUGUGCCACAAGCGCUUCAGUCGGCGGGACAAGCUCAACAUGCACAGCCGCUCGCACACCGGCGAGAGGCCGCACAAAUGUAAACACUGUCCGUACGCGGCGGCAGACAGCAGCAGCCUGAAGAAGCACCUCAGAAUCCACUACGACGAGCGGCCGUUCAAAUGCCAGAUCUGUCCAUACGCCAGCCGCAACUCCAGCCAGCUCACCGUGCACCUCCGCUCCCACACCGGCGAUGCACCUUUCCAGUGCCAACAAUGUGAUGCAAAGUUCAAGAUCAACUCGGACCUGAAGCGGCACGUCAGGAUCCACUCCGGGGAAAAGCCUUACAAAUGUGACUUCUGUGAGUACCGCUGCGCCAUGAAAGGCAACCUGAAGUCUCACGUUCAGAUCAAACACAGCAUGGAGAACUCCUUUCAGUGUCUGCAGUGUGACUUCAAAUGUGCCAGUAAGACCGCCCUGCGCCAGCACGCCAGACAGCAUCAGCCCACCCAGCCCAUCCAGUGCUCCAAGUGUACUUACUCCUGCUCCAGCAAGGGGGCGCUCAAAGUCCACGAGCGGAUCCACUCUGAGGAGCGGCCCUUUAAAUGUGACUUCUGCACUUUUGCCUCCAAGCAGCUCAGCAACCUCAUCAUCCACAAGAAGAAGUGUCACUCAGAUCAGCCGGAGAGGGGCGGCGGGGGGAAGGCGGGCCGAGGGGGAGGGAAGAGUUCUGCCACCGACCCUCCAAAACCACUCGGCUCUCGGUACCGAGCCAAGCUGGAUGCAGCUCGGGCCUUCUGCUGCGACUCUUGCGACGCUUCGUUUGUGAGGGAGGACUCUCUGCGCAGCCACAAGAAGCAGCACCGAGAAGCUGAGAAGACCAUGCAGCUGUCGGCUGAUCCGGGCAGCCUAGAAGUUCCCGUCCCUUCUGGCUCGGUGCCGCCUUACAGCAACGCACAGCUCAAAAUCAUCCUCCCUCACAAUUUGGGUCAUCAGAACCCCCUGAUCCCGGUGACUGGGGACAGACAGAGCAAGAGCAACAUGGUGCUGCUUAGUCCAGAACACCAGGACAUGGUGGUCAGCUCUAUGAUCCAACAGGUCAACCUGCUGGCACCGAUACAGUCCUUGGGCUCAUCCCAGACUGCAGGGGCCACCGUGGAACCCCAGACGGUCCUCCUGACCCAGCUCAGCUCAGAGGACUCAAGCGGGCCCCUCCACCAGGCCCUCCUGCAGACGGCCAUCAGCGCUCCGGACUCCGGCAGCACCCAGACGUUGAUCACCGCCUGCUCCGAGCUGGAGGGCUUUAAUACCUUAAUCCAGGAGGGUGGCACUGAAGUGACCGUAGUCACAGUCGGGACCACAGCUCCACCGGAUGUGGGCUUGACUGAGCCGGUGGGGUCUUUGAAGGUGGAGGAGAGCGCCUUACCCUGUCAGGAAAGCACGUUACUGGUUCCGGACGUCAGCCUGGGCAGCCAGAACGUGGUGAUCCACGGAGUUCCACUGAUCGUAUCCGCUCAGCCUCAGCAGAGCUCUCCACACACAGACUUACACACCCUGCAGUGACACGAGUGUUUGACUUUCACGGCAUUAUAAGCUAUUUCUUUACCACUGAAAUUACAAUGCUGUCUACAUGACGACUUAUGCUACGUUUACGCUGCAGGCAACAGACUCAAAUCUGACGGUUUCAUCCAUAUCUGAUCUGUCUGAAUGAAAUAAAAAAUACUUUAUUAAUCCCA
Melanotaenia boesemani (Boeseman's rainbowfish) is the source of this 2278-nucleotide messenger RNA. It is a transcript of the gene zfp64, whose product is annotated as zinc finger protein 64 homolog (mouse). Gene Ontology annotation, biological process: regulation of DNA-templated transcription. NCBI's taxonomy places the organism in Eukaryota, Metazoa, Chordata, Actinopteri, Atheriniformes, Melanotaeniidae. The transcript is spliced from 7 exons. The coding region runs from base 141 to 2105 and encodes 654 amino acids. Gene Ontology annotation, molecular function: RNA polymerase II cis-regulatory region sequence-specific DNA binding; DNA-binding transcription factor activity, RNA polymerase II-specific. The record is from RefSeq and is a predicted model, not a curated record.